Molecule: messenger RNA, 1533 nt
Organism: Cicer arietinum (chickpea)
Lineage: Eukaryota; Viridiplantae; Streptophyta; Magnoliopsida; Fabales; Fabaceae
Product: beta-amyrin 24-hydroxylase-like
Molecular function (GO): iron ion binding; heme binding; oxidoreductase activity, acting on paired donors, with incorporation or reduction of molecular oxygen
Source: RefSeq, marked provisional
AUGCUUGAAAUCCAAGGCUACUUAGUAUUAUUUCUCUUAUGGUUCAUUUCAACAAUUUUCAUUAAAUCAAUUAUUUUCAAAAAAUCCGUGUGUUAUAAACUACCACCUGGUCCUCCAAUUUCGGUACCAUUCUUAGGUCAUGCACCUUAUCUUAGAUCACUCCUUCAUCAAGCACUUUACAAACUCUCAAUUCGUUAUGGACCUUUAAUGCAUAUUAUGCUUGGUUCAAAACAUGUCAUAGUUGCAUCAUCAGCUGAAAGUGCUAAAAAUAUUUUAAAAACUUAUGAAGAAUCAUUUUGCAACCGACCUAUUAUGAUUGCAAGUGAGAGUUUAACCUAUGGUGCUGCUGAUUAUUUUUUCAUACCUUAUGGAAAUUAUUGGAGGUUCCUUAAGAAGCUCUGUAUGACAGAGCUUCUUAGUGGAAAAACUCUUGAACAUUUUGUUAGUAUUCGUGAGGAUGAAAUUAAAGCAUUUUUGAAUACCCUUUUGGAGAUAUCUAAAAGUGGUAAAAAAAUUGAAAUGAGACAAGAACUUAUAAGACACACAAAUAAUAUAAUUUCUAGAAUGACAAUGGGAAAAAAGAGUAAUGGGAUGGGUGAUGAAGUUGGGAAAUUGAGAAAGUUAGUUAGGGAAAUUGGUGAACUUCUUGGUGCAUUUAAUUUGGGUGAUAUAAUUGAGUUUAUGAGACCUUUAGAUUUACAAGGAUUUGGGAAGAGGAAUAGAAAUGCACAUCAUAACAUGGAUGAAAUGAUGGAGAAAGUGUUGAAGGAGCAUGAAGAGGUUAGAGCAAAAGAGGGUGUUGAUAGUGAUAGGAAAAAGGAUUUGUUUGAUAUUUUGUUGAACUUGAUUGAAGCUGAUAGUAAACUCACUAGAGAAAGUGCUAAAGCUUUUGCUCUGGACAUGUUUAUUGCAGGAACAAAUGGACCAGCAAGUGUGUUAGAAUGGGCACUAGCAGAGCUCAUAAGAAAUCCACAAGUUUUCAAAAAAGCAAGAGAAGAAAUUGACUCAGUUGUUGGCAAAGAAAGGCUUGUUAAAGAAUCAGACAUACCAAAUUUACCUUAUCUCCAAGCAGUAGUGAAAGAAACUCUUAGACUUCACCCACCAACACCAAUAUUUGCAAGAGAAGCUAUAAGAAGUUGCCAAGUGGAUGGCUAUGAUAUUCCAGAACAUUCCAAGAUUUUCAUCAAUGCUUGGGCUAUUGGUAGGGAUCCAAACUAUUGGGACAAUCCACUAGUCUAUGACCCUGAAAGAUUCUUACUAAGUGAUGAUCCUAGCAAGAGUAAAAUUGAUGUUAGGGGACAAUAUUACCAACUUUUGCCAUUUGGGAGUGGGAGAAGAAGUUGUCCUGGUGCUUCACUUGCUUUGCUUGUUAUCCAAGCAACACUUGCUAGUUUGGUACAAUGUUAUGAUUGGGUUGUGAAUGAUGGUAAGAGUAAUGAGAUAGAUAUGUCUGAGGUUGGAAGGGUUACUGUGUUUUUGGCUAAACCACUCAAGUGUAAGCCUGUUCCACAUUUUGUUCCAUUCUCUGCCUGA